CUCCUUUUAAUCUUUGUUUUUGUCUGCUUUUCUGUGAACACCGAAUGUGAAUUGUUGAGAAAAAACAAGAAAAAUCAAUAUUGGAAUAGUUUUCAAUUAUGAUUUUUAGCAUUUGAGUUAGUAUCGAAGUGAAAUUUUGUGAUUGAUUGUAUAAUUACAUGAUAUCGACUGAAUUCUUAAAAUGUCGAACUUUAAAGACAGCAAAAAUAAAUCGGCUCUUAGCACAAGAUGGGCACAGAUGUCCAAACAGGAGCAGAUUAUUGAAAGAAAGAAGAUAGAGAUUCAAGCUAAGGUGGAGGCUCAGAAGCAAGCCGCUGCACUUGCUGCACAAGUGAAAUUAAAUAACUCUAGUAAUCAAGAUGAUAAAUCAGGCAACAUAUUUUCAAAUGAUGGCUCUUUUAUGAGUCAAUACAAAGCUUUACUUGAACAACAAAAACUAGAUAAAGAAAAAAUAGAACAAGAAAAGAUUGAAGAGGAAGAGAAAUUAAAAGAGAUUGAGCCAAACAUUAAAUCAGAGGCAAGACAAGUCAAAGAUGAAAAUGAUGAAGACAAUAGAGAUGUAUGUAAUGACGAUUCCGAUGAAGACAUUUCAAAUGAAAAACCCAGGGACACACAAAAAAGAUGGAAUAACAGAGGCAGAAACAGUCCUACAACUCCAGUUGUGGAAGAUAGAAAAAAAGUUAUUGAGAAGCAAAUCCCACCAUUAAUGAAUAUGCCUGUUAGAUCACAGGAUACUCAUGCAUCUAAUUCUCAUAAACAGUGGAACUCUUAUGGUGGCUCAGAUACUGAAUCUGAAACAAAUAGUGAAGACAAAAAGGCAUCUCCAAAAGACUCUGUAAGUGCUCAAUCUGGCCCUGGAACCAUGGGACAAGGGCCAAUUGGUCUAGGAUCUAUGGGCCCAGGAGCAGUUCACUUGGGACCACAACACAUGGGUCCACGGCUUAUGGGCCCAGGCCCAAUGGGGCCGGGACCCAUGGGACAUGGUCCUAUGGGGCCGGGUCCAAUGGGGCCCAAUAUGGACGCUAUGGGACCAGGACCAAUGUGUCCAAUGAGACCGCAUGGCCCAGGGCCUAUGAACAUGGGUCCAAAUAUGUCACCUGGUCCUAGACUAAAUAUGGGUCAUGGACUAAGACCUAUGAAUGGGCCAGGUAGACCAAACAUGCCUCCCAUGCCACCUUUUUUUGGUGGGCCACCGAAUUGUCCAAUGCCACCAAACUUCAUGGGUCCCAAUGGACCUCGAGGGCACUGCGGUCCUGGUGGCAUGCCACCAAAUAUGUGUGGUCCUAAUAUGCGUGGCCUUGGACCAAAUGGUCCGAUGCCGCCAUUCUUUGGGCCUCCAUUUCCAAAUCCUGGAAUGAUGGGUCCUAAUGGACCGCCAAAUCCAAUGAUGCCACCUAAUUCUAUGCCCUACAUGGGUUCACCACCCUUUGGCCCCAAUGGGCCCAACUUUCGCAACAACAGACCUCCCUUUGGACCUAAUGGCCCUCCAAAUAUGCCAUUUAUGCCCCCUACCUCAAUGCCACCUAACUCAUUACAUACAAUUCCGGAACCAAAGCCUCUAGAUGCACUCUGCAUUCCGCAUCCAGAAAGCAUGAAGCUUCAGAAUAUUCCACCACCGAGGGUUUUGCCACUGAACCAUAUACCAAAGCGCAAGGAAUUGGAUUCUGAAAACGCAUCCACAGGACCAAAAUCUUCACAAGUUCUCUCUGCAGAUGUGCUGCCGGCGGCCGCGCAGCGCGCCGCAGCUGAGGUCGCCAGCAACGGCGACCAUUGGGAAAAUGUCCUGAAAGCAAUACAUAUACAAGACCAUUUGUGGUUCCUACACAAUACGAAUUCUAAUGAGUACAAGGCGUUCCGUGAGCUGGUGAUGAAACUUCGGAAGGAGGCUGGUGAUGACAAGAGCCAAGUGAAACCUGAAGACAGAUAUGAACCUGAGUUCUGUUUGGAGGAUGAUGAUAGUUAUGAUGAGAGCAAGCCAAUUAAACAAGAGGCGUGUGAUGGCAGUGAUUCAAAGCAAGAUGAUGGCGAACCGAAUGGUAAAGAGGCGGAGGCUCACAGGAGGGAGAGGAAGAGGAAGUCCCGGUGGGGGGAGGACCCUCCCGCCGACAUUAAGCCUCCCGGAAUUGCCCCACCCCUGCCACCAAUGUUGCCAGGUGCGAAAUUAGCUAAAAUAGACGAAGAAGGUAUGAAGCUGACCAACAUCCACCGCAGCAACCCCGCACUGAUGCAGUACGCGAUGACCAACUACGGCACCACCAACCUCAGCGCUGACGACUGGAAGAAGUGCGAGGACAACUUCAAACUUAACCUCCUCUAUCAAGAUAUGUUAAAGAAGAGACAAGAAGUGGAUCGUUUAGCGGCUGCGGGUAAAAAUAAAUAUGAAUAUGACAGCGACGAAGAUACUUCUGAAGGGACUUGGGAACAUAGAUUGCGUGCGAAGGAGAUGUGUGCGACGGAGAAGUGGGCCACGGAGCUAACGAAGCAGGCGGCAGGAAAACAUCACAUUGGAGACUUCUUACCGCCAGAAGAACUCAGGAAAUUUAUGGAAAAAUAUUCAGCAAUCAAAAGUGGCAAGGAGCCAGAUUUGAGCGAUUACAAAGAAUUCAAACUAAAAGAAGAUAAUAUUGGUUUCAAGAUGCUGCAGAAACUGGGCUGGAACGAGGGCCAGGGUCUCGGCGCUGAGGGCGGUGGCAUUGUAGAACCUAUCAAUAAGGCGCCGCAGCCGGUAGCCAACCUCGGUCUAGGCGCGGCCGCGGCCGAGGUGGUCAACUCCGAGGACGAUGAGUUUGACGCCUACAGGAAGCGUAUGAUGCUCGCCUACAGGUUUAGACCCAACCCCCUUAAUAAUCCAAGGCGACCGUACUAUUAAACUACAGAAAUAUGGUGGUCGUUGUUUACAUUGA
Messenger RNA from Papilio polytes (common Mormon), 2903 nucleotides. Its product is annotated as arginine-glutamic acid dipeptide repeats protein-like. The record is from RefSeq and is a predicted model, not a curated record. Lineage: Eukaryota; Metazoa; Arthropoda; Insecta; Lepidoptera; Papilionidae. The transcript has 13 exons. Gene Ontology annotation, molecular function: RNA binding. Gene Ontology annotation, cellular component: nucleoplasm. Bases 182 to 2869 code for a protein of 895 amino acids.